AUGGAUAUGGGUCACGGACAUUCGUCCACGGACGCAACAAGCGGCAUGAGCAUGUCCAUGGUCUUCACCACUGACCACUCAACUCCUCUCUACUCGUCAGCCUGGACGCCCUCAGGAACUGGAGCCUAUGCCGGUACAUGCCUAUUCCUCAUCAUACUGGGCGUCAUCAGUCGACUGCUUCUCGCAUACAGAUAUGUCGUCGAGCAGAAAUGGCACGACAAGGCGGUGCAACGACGUUAUAUUGUGGUCGCUGGCGAGAAUGCCGUGGAGCGCGAACGACGACUUGAACCUUCGGCUGAGAAGAGCGACGAGGCCACUCUUACCACUCGUGGUAUGGACGAGAGUGUGCGAGUGGUCAGGACGGCACGAAGAUCGCUGCAGAACACGCCAUGGAGAUUCAGCACUGACUUGCCACGGGCUUGCAUCUUCACCGUACAAGCUGGCGUUGGGUAUUUGCUUAUGCUUGCUGUGAUGACGCUAAACGUUGGCUACUUCCUUUCGGUGCUCGCAGGACUCUUCGUGGGAGAGCUGCUAGUCGGCCGAUAUACGUUCGCAGACGAUGGUCAUCACUAG
Messenger RNA from Fulvia fulva, 573 nucleotides. RefSeq lists its product as uncharacterized. Gene Ontology annotation, cellular component: plasma membrane. The transcript is spliced from 2 exons. Gene Ontology annotation, molecular function: copper ion transmembrane transporter activity. Gene Ontology annotation, biological process: copper ion transmembrane transport; intracellular copper ion homeostasis. Bases 1 to 573 code for a protein of 190 amino acids. The record is from RefSeq and is a predicted model, not a curated record. NCBI's taxonomy places the organism in Eukaryota, Fungi, Ascomycota, Dothideomycetes, Mycosphaerellales, Mycosphaerellaceae.